UGCAGCUUGAGAAAAGUCAGUGCUGAUUUGUCACUUGAUGAGUGAGCUUGUGUCUUUUUGAUAAUUUGUGAACUGACGUGAAGUAGGUUAUGAGUUCGUUUAAAGUUUCUUGUUGCAAAAAUUGUUACUAGUUUGUAAGUAAAAUGGGUGUUGGACUACAGGCUUUGGAGUUUACAGACUGCCUGACUGAUAGUCCAUAUUUUCGUGAGAAUCUCCAUGCUCAUGAGAAGGAAUUGGAUAAAACUAGCCAACAGAUUAAACGGUUGAUUAAGGAGGUUAAAGAUUUGCUGAGUGCUGCUAAACAUUUGUCUCGGGCACAGCGAGCCCUGUCUGACUCUCUACAGAACUUCAGCUUCGAAUGCAUAGGGCAGACUCAGACCGAUGAUGAGGUGGUCAUCUCAAGGUCACUCGGCGAGUUUGGAAAACUGAUUGCUUGUAUCGAGGAUGAACGAGACAGAAUGUUGGAGAGAGCCUAUGACCAAAUAAUAAGCCCGUUGGAAAACUUCAGGAAAGAGCAUAUAGGGGGAGUAAAGGAUGGCAAGAAAAAAUUCGAAAAACAAACGGCAAAAUUUUGUCAAAGUCAGGAACGCUACCUAAAUCUGUCAACCAAGAAACAAGACACUGUUCUACAAGAGGCCGACGCAACAUUAGAAAUGGAACAAAGGCACUUCUGCCAAGCCAGCCUAGAAUACGUCUUCUUAUUGCAAGAGGUCCAGGAAAGGAAAAAGUUCGAAUUUGUUGAAACGCUUUUGGGGUUUAUGUUCGGUUGGUUGACGUUCUAUCACCAAGGUCACGAAGUAGCUGAAGAUUUCAAGCCUUACAUGAGAGAGCUUCAAUUCAGGAUACAAAAGAAUUUCAAUGCCACAAGAGAUAAAACUGAGUCACUUAUGAAGAAGAUGCUUGAAAUGCGGCAAAUGAAACCGGCAGAUGCUAGUAGUAUAUCAAACAAAACCUAUACCAGGGAAGGUUACCUUUUUCUAAUGGAGAAAAAAGCCUUUGGAACAACGUGGUCCAAACAGUACUGUACAUACCAAAAAGACAAGAAGGAAUUCACCAUGAUUCCCUACAAUCAGAUGACUGGCAAAUUUAAUACCCAGGAAAAAAUGAUCCUAGGAUCAUGUGUGAGAAGAAUGUCAGACUCAAUAGAGAAACGAUUCUGUUUUGAUCUCACCCCUGUCGAUAGGCCAGGAGUUGUACACACUCUGCAGGCGCUAUCGGAGGAAGACAGGAAGCUGUGGAUGGACGCCAUGGAUGGCAAAGAACCCACCUAUGGCCUGCCGGCUCCUGUCAAAGCGCAGAAAUCCGAGGACAAAGUCCUAGACGAGGCCGGCUUCAGUUUUGUUACUAAAUGUAUAGAAAUUCUAGAAAGUAGAGGUUUAGAAGAGCACGGACUGUACAGGAUAGUGGGGGUGAGUUCGAAGGUGACAAAGCUGUUGCAGAUUGGCAUGGACCGACGGAAACUGGACAAAGUGAACCUGGAUGAUCCCUGCGAGUGGGAGAGCAAGACCAUCACUUCGGCACUCAAGUGCUAUCUCAGGAGUCUCAACGAACCUCUCAUGACUUUCAGAUUCUACAACUCGUUCAUAGCUGCUGCCAAACAAGAGACAAGGUCGCAGAGAGUGAACGAUGUCCACACUCUGGUGCACAGGUUACCUCCACAGAACUUCAACAUGCUAGAUAUUAUCAUCAAACACUUGACCAAUGUUGCGGCACACAGCGACAAGAACCUGAUGAGCGUGUCCAACCUGGGCGUGUGCUUUGGCCCCACCCUGCUCAGGCCGGAGGAGGAGACUGUGGCCGCCAUCAUGGACAUCAAGUUCUACAAUGUCGUCGUCGAAAUACUCAUCGAAAACUACACCAAAAUUUUCAAAAGUGACCCAGAGCCGAGCGGGCCGGGUCCCCCGUCGGGAGAGAUGAUGACGUCACGUGAUCGGGACAUACAUUCCAAUUCCCCCACCUCUCCACCCCUCCAGUCACAUGUCAGGCACAAAUACCACAAUAUGCAGCAGACGCCGCCUCCUGUUACUCAUGCUGUGAUAAAAACCUACUACGACGGACCCCUCAGCUCGAGUCUACACAGUGUGAACUCGACCUCCUCGCAGCUGCGCGCCGAGUCCAUCUACGGCACAUCGCACCAGGCGCUACCCAUGCCCAACUACCAGGCGCACAUGACCCGCAUACCAGGCGGCUCAAUACCAGGCGCCAUUCACAACAACUCCUAUUCGACGGAUGCCAACUCCACCUUCCACCACUCCAGUCCGCUGCACCACCACAAAGCUCUUCCUAGUCCUUUCUACUAUACUACUAUGGUCACCAGUUCAGAAGUAACUGACAGCACAAGCAGUUCGAACGAGUCAGUUUCGUCGCUGUCGUCACGUGACAGGCCGCCGCAGUCGCAUCACAAUGCGUUCAACGCUGCCGCAGCCGCAGUCGCAGUCGCAAGCGUGCCGCAGAAGAGCAAGCGAGGUGCCAGUCUCGGUCUACACUAUCCGACCAGUUAUCGGCCGCCGCACGACAAUGUGAGCUUAUCAGUGACUUCGAAUUCCUACUCAAGUGGAAGAUCCAGUCCUGGAUUUUCACAGGGAAUCAGGCGAGUUCGGACAUUGUAUGCCUGCCUUGGAGAAAACGAUGGAGAACUUUCGUUUGAGCCCAAUCAAAUAAUCACAAAUGUUCGGACAUCUUUAGAACCGGGCUGGCUCGAAGGUACCCUGAAUGGUAAAACUGGUCUAGUGCCGGAGAACUAUGUGGAAGUGCUACCCUGACGAGUGUCAUAAACUCAUCAUAUCAUCAUAAACCUCAACAUAUUUAUCAUAAAAUAUCACCAUAAACCUUAUUAGUUAUCAUAAACAUCAUUAUAAACCUAAGUAAUUAUCAUAAACAUCAUCAUAGCCAUGCUAAACUAAAAACCUGGUUUUUACUAGUAGAGUUAGUUGUCGAGUAGCUGGCAUACUAAAGCCUGGUUUUCACUAGUAGAGUUGGUGGUCGAGUAACUGGAAUACUAACUCUACCGAGCUAACUUUACUCUACUUACUUGGUCGAGUAACUGUUUUCACUACAAUUGAGAAUAGUAGGUAAAGUGUGUUGUCUAGUGAACAGAUCUAACCUUAAAAUGUCAAUGAUAGUCUACUCUACUAGCUCGCGACUGUUUUCAUUAGCAUAGUAGUGGUAGAGUAGAGUGAGGAACGGUGGUGGGGGAAGGCAAGUGGUAGAGUGUUAUCCCACUCUACUCUACAAAAAACUAGUAAUCUACCAUGAAAGUUUUCAUUGGGAGGGUUCACAAGAUAGUUAGUACUUGCCCAGGGAACUCUACCACUAACUCUACUAAUGAAAAUAAGGCUCUCAUCACUAUUUUUGUGAAACUGCAUCAUAACCAUUGAAAAUUAUAAUAAAUUCAGCAUAAAUGUAAUAAAAAUCAUGAUAAACUCCUAAUUUCCAAGUAGGCUAUAAAUGAAGAAAGAAGAUGAUAUAAAACGCAAUUAAUGCUCCUUGUUUCAAUUUUAAAUUUAUAUUUUUAAAAGUUGAAAGAAUUGUAAAGAAAAUAUCCCGCCCAGCAUUCUGAACAGAGCAUAUCGAAGAUAUUAGACUGAAACUGUAUUGCUAUAUUCAACACAUAACAUAUAUUUGUUGCUAUUUAUAUGUUCUUCAUACUACAUUUCAAUACUAACUUAUUCUAUCAUAAUCAACAUUUACUAAAUUUUAGUUUAUGAACGGUUAAUAACUAUUUGAUAAAGACGUUUACAAUAAAUAAAAUGUGGGUGUGGUACCUUGGUAGUUUUAUAAUAUACAUGUAUAGAAAUGUCCAAAAUUUCUGAUAUACCUAGUUGCAAAACUAGGUCUAGACUAGGUCUAAACUAGUCUAGACUUCAAAAGUGUGUGUGUGUGUGUGUGGGAUAACUGUCAUAUAGUUAGGUCCACGUUAUAAUGGCAGUAUUUGAUUAACAUUGGUGUUGCUAUCCUUGUCUACUAUUCGACAAAACAGAUAGCACUAUCCUUUUCUAGCUCCGCAACGAUGCCAAGUCCGUUUUUAAUAAUGUAGAAAUGUAAUUAAGGCAGACAAAUGGCAACGCUGUUUUUCUAUUCUCUGUCAUUAUAGCGUGGACCUCAAUGUAAUGGUAUUGAUAUUUUUAUGUAACUAGGCUAGUAAAAUAUGUAACUUGAAGUGAAUUGCUGUUAAACAGAUUUGGUUUUGAAAUAAAUCUUUUGAAUGAACGUAAUACUGUUGGAGUGAAGGAUUUUGGAAGAAAAUUGUGAAUUUAAACUGAUAUUUAAUACUUAUUUAAUUUUUAUUUUGAUAUUUAAUUCAACUGAUUACAAAAUAUUGUUGAUUAGAAUGAAUUUCGACUUUUAUUUAGAUUUUUUGACAGAUCGACAAAAUUCAAUUCAAUUCAAUUUUAACCGAUUCAAAAAUAUUUCAUAAAUGACUAAAAUCACUAAUUUGUCAAUUUUUUAGUUCCUAUGAAUAAAAAUAUGAACUGUUCUAAUUUUUUUAGAGUAUGAAUGCAUUCAUCACAUCUAUACUACAAUAAAGCUACAUUUGGACAGUUGUAUAAAUUAGAAUUGGAACCGUUUUGGUCUUAUAAGCCUGUGGCACUUUUCUGUAAGUUGUGUAAUUCUCAAUGAUUAAAUAAAUAAAUAAAGUGAAUAACUGGCUUAUACAACUACGGGGAUAGGAAAGUUAUGUUUGACACAUCAUCACGUCUGAUCUACUGGACUGAUUAAUUUGAAAUUUUGCAUAUUGAUUCUGAAUUAACCGAGGAUGGUUAUAGGCCUAUUUUCAAUUAUUCAAUAUUUCAGUUUGUCAAGUUUUAAAAUGAACCCUUGCGGAGCACGGGUUACCUGCUAGUAUUUAAUAUUAUGUUUCUUUCUCAAAAUUUGGUCAAAUAUUUAGUUCCUAUACUCCAAAUUAAUGCUUCAAUUUAGUACAAUUUGUCAUGAUAUUUUUUCAAUUUUAGAUAUUGGAAAGAUAUUAUCAGAGUUGAAUGAUUUUAUUCAUUGUAACAACUUUUAAUAUCAGACUUUGUGUGCAGGUUGUAGAUCUAGUAUCUCUGAUUUUGUUCUUCCAUUUUUAAAGUCUUUUGUUUUUCCGUUUAAGUACAUUUUUAUUGUUGAUUUCUUAUAAUUUUUUUUUAACUAAUGACGUAUUAGCACACGAUUGAUAUUUCAUAAAAGCACAAAAUACUCUACUCGUUAUUUUUUGAAGUUAUGAAGUUACUGUAUUUUCAGUAUACUUAUAUAUUGCUUAGCUUAUAUUAUUUGUUUCCAAACUAUUGAUUUGCUGUUGUUUAUUUUAUCACUCCACUCAUUAGAAUAUCGACUCGCUUUUCAAACUUGUGCAAUACUUUUUGUAUAUUUUUUUAAUAAUUCGUUGAAUUCUCAAUAAUUUAUUUAGUUAUAAUUCUACAAUUGUUUUUAAUUAUCAAGCUAUGAUUACCGAGGAUAAUGAAGGAAGUUUAAAGAAUCCAAAACUUGUUUUGGUUUGAAACAUGAAAAGUGAAGAUGGGUUUACACCAAAGUUAUUAACAGAAUGUUAAUAACUCAAUCCUUAUAGAUUCUAUUAGAUUGAACGGAACUUGACAAACACAUAUGUUCAUCAUGUGCAUGAUAAGUUAUGUUCAAUCUAAUAGAAUCUAUAAGGAUUAAGUUAUUAACAUUUUGUUAAUAACUUUGGUGUAAACGAAGCUUAAUUGUUUACAUUUAACAUGAAGUAUAAAGUUUGAAGAAUAGUUUAAAGUUUUUAGAAUACUGUAUACUAGCGUUUGUAGAAGUAUACAAAGCUGGACAAAAUGUACACUGGAAAAUGUUUUGUAAGGUUCAGUCAGGAGGAAAAUAUAAAUUAAAACCUAAUUAAUUGAAAGGAUAAAUUAUUUAUCGCAAUAGAUCAGUUUUUUAGAGUAGUCUAGAUUUUGGCCAAUAUAUGGCAAAAAUCUAAAUUACUCUGAGAGGGCCCUGUAUUAUAUUAAUUAAUUAUUUUGAAUGGACUUCUUAUAUUAAUUAUUUUAGCACAGUUUUCAACCCUUAAUAAUUAAUAGUUACCACAAAAUAUUUUCAGCUUAUUUUGUUGUAUAAAUUAGGAAUUUAUUGUUAGUUUCAAAGUUUAUUAUAUAUUGUCUGUUUUAAUUUAUUCAUUAGUUUUUAAUAGAAUAAAAAUAUUUUUCAGUUAAGCCGCGUUACACCAAAGUUAUUAACAAAAUGUUAAUAACUUAAUCCUAAUAGAUUCUAUUAGAUUGAACAUAACCAGGACCUCCUAAAUAGGUCCUAUUUAGGAGGUCCUGACAUAAUUUAUCAUACACAUGAUGAACAUAUAUGUGUUUGUCAAGUUACGUUUGUUAAUCUAAUAGAAUCUAUAAGGAUUAGUUAGUUAUUAACAUUUUGUUGAUAACUUUGGUGUAAACCCACCUUAAGUAUUCUUCGAAUCUUAAACUUAGCUUUGAACACUCGUUAUACCCUUAGCAACCAAAAUUAUCCAAGUAUAAAGCUUGUAAUAUUUUUUGUUGAAAUAUCAUUAUUUAUUAUUAAUUUAGCAUUUAUUUAUUCCUAUCCGAUACAUUCCUAUACAUUUAGGAUAAUCCUUUAUUGUAGUGAUAUUCUUAUAAUUGUUUAGGUAUGAUUCUGUUUAUUUGAGAUGAAGUUUUUAAUUUUCUGUGAUUUGUAGAUUAUUAACAAUUCUUACUUAAUCACUGGUAGAAGUGUAUUAAAAUGUAUUUCUCGAUAGAAUUGAUUGAAAUGGAUAAAUUUAUUUAUUGUAAAUUUAGUGUAGAUCACUCCACUUCAGAAUUUAAACUAUUCUGUAAAAUAGUAACUAUGUGUAAUAUAAAGUCUCUUCUGUAAAUUCUUAGGUAGUGGAUUAAAUUACAUUUUUAUUCUAUUUCUUGUACUUCUUGUAUAUAUUUUGAGUAUAAUGUUAGAGUAAGCUAUAACUCAUGUUACUGUGUUGAUAUAUCAGUACAAAUAAUAAUGUAUUUAUAUAAUUUUGAACUGAGGUUAUACUAUUUUGUUACUGUUUUAUUUGAUCAGUACUAAAGUAUUAAAUCUUCUCAGAUUUGUUUAUUUAUAUUUAUUUUCUGGUUGUAAUAUUUUCUAAUAUCUAAGCAUAUACUUAUAUGCUUUUGUCUGAGAUUGCAUAUAAAUGGAAUAUGAUUAAAAAAAUAUUUUUGUUGAAUUAAUAUAUUAAAGUUUGAUUUUUAUGUA
Nilaparvata lugens (brown planthopper) is the source of this 7188-nucleotide messenger RNA. Its product is annotated as rho GTPase-activating protein 10. NCBI's taxonomy places the organism in Eukaryota, Metazoa, Arthropoda, Insecta, Hemiptera, Delphacidae. Gene Ontology annotation, molecular function: GTPase activator activity; protein binding. The record is from RefSeq and is a predicted model, not a curated record. Gene Ontology annotation, biological process: signal transduction. Gene Ontology annotation, cellular component: cytoplasm.